UAAUGUAAAAUAAAAAAAUCCCUUUUUAUGCGUCCCUCCGCAAGAGGUCUCUAUAGUCUUCCUUGCUGGCUCGUAACGGCAAUAGCAACAGGUUCCAGUUGAAUCACUUGACAAAGGAGAACGAGUUGCAAGGACAUCUGAGAGAGACGUAAUUCGAUCAGAUUUAAAUUGAGAACAGCUUAGAAUAAAAAUAAAUUGGAGAAAAAUUAAAAAAAUAUAUAAAUUGGAGAACAAUUAAAAAAAAUAUAUAUUUAUUCUAUAUAGAGUUAGUAAUAUAAAGACUGAACAAUAUGCCUUCUCAAGAAGAUCCAAGUAAUGGACGUAUGGCAAAUUUUAAAUUUACCAAUAGACUUGACGAAGCACGAAGGCGAAGGAACAUAGUAUCUGUGGAGCUACGUAAAGCCAAGAAAGAAGAACAAUUAUCGAAGCGACGUAAUCUCAACACAGAAGAGGAGGCAUUGAAUCUAUCAUGUGAAGCCAUUUCGCCCAAUUUUUCAUCCAUAGACGAUAUUGUGGCGGGAAUGAAAUCACCGGACGAAACGAUACAACUGCAAGCGACACAGACUUGCAGAAAGUUGCUGAGUCGGGAGAAGCAUCCUCCGAUAGAGACUAUGAUAAAUCGUGGCAUAGUACCACGCUGCGUUGAACUUUUAAAUUGCGAUCAUAAUGUCGCUUUACAAUUCGAAGCAGCAUGGGCAUUAACCAACGUAGCUUCUGGUACAUCCGAACAAACGGAAGUCGUUAUAAAAUACGGAGCUGUACCGCGCUUAGUGAUGCUGCUGAAAUCACCAUCGCCUAAUGUCGCCGAGCAAGCGGUAUGGGCUCUGGGAAAUAUAGCCGGGGAUGGACCUAUUGCGCGCGAUCUUAUUCUUGGACAUGACGCUAUGCCUCUUCUGCUCGAUUUAAUAAAACCAGAUACUUCUGUGACAUUUUUGCGCAAUAUCACUUGGACAUUGUCUAAUUUAUGCCGAAACAAAAAUCCACCUCCGUCGUUUAAUAUAGUUAAAACUGCUCUUCCAACGUUAAAUCGUCUGCUUACCAAUCCAGAUCAAGAUAUACUUGCUGAUGUUUGUUGGGCACUGUCUUAUCUUACUGAUGGAACUAACGAUAAGAUACAAGCAGUAUUGGAUAGUGGCAUUGUACCUAAACUUGUAGCAUUGCUCACAUCGAAAGAAGGAACUGUCCUCACUCCAGCGUUACGUACAGUUGGAAAUAUAGUGACUGGUGAUGAUGCUCAGACCGAUUCCAUAAUUGUGGCGGGAGGCUUAGCGCAUCUUUGUAACUUGUUGAGUCAUCCGCGGAAGAACGUUGUGAAAGAGGCCGCUUGGGCAAUCAGUAAUAUCACAGCCGGCAAUACGGAACAAAUUCAACGUGUGAUAAAUGCCGGAAUAUUGACGCCAUUAAUUCAUGUACUUCAAACUGGAGAUCUUAAAACACAAAAGGAGGCUGCGUGGGCUGUAACCAACUUGACGUCAGGUGGAUCGAUUCAACAGCUAGCUAAUCUAGUACAGGCGAACGCAUUACCAUCUCUUUGUAACUUAUUGGAUACAAAAGAUUGGGGUAUUACUAUUGUCGUCUUAGAUGGUUUGUCGAAUAUCUUACAAGCUGCUGAGAAAAUGGGCCAAGUUGAUCAAGUCGCCAUGAUAAUAGAGGAAACCGGAGGAUUAGAUAAAUUGGAAGCUCUUCAACAUCAUGAGAACGAGCAGAUUUACCACAAAUCUAUGUCUAUAAUCGACUUAUUUUUCUCUGGGGAUGACGAACAAGUGGAUCUUGCUCCUGCGGCAAAUAAUGAGGGACAGUUAGAAUUUAAAGCAUCGGAGGACAAAUCGACAAACUUUCAAUUUUGAACGUGUAUACAUCACACAUCUGGAAAAAAUGUCGCAAGUAAAGAAACUUGUAAAUACGUACGAGACUUGAUUCAUAAUCAGUUCAUAUUGUCAAGUCAUAUUGUAUAAUCAUAUCAUGUUUAAUCUUAUAAUAAUGUAUAGAUAGAAUCAUGAUUUACCGUGAAAAUAACUGUUUUUUCGGCAAAAAACGCAAGUUUUUAUCACUAUAUCGUUUCGCAAAUAUCACUAUGAUUUAGCAAUUCGAUAUAAUCUUUCAUUGAUUCUUUGAUUUUUAUUAUCUCUCAUAAUUCUUUAUAUUGUAUUCUUUAGAUAUAUGUAAUAUCGUAUUGUUAUUUAUAAAUUUAAUUUCUCAGAAUUUUCAGUACUUAAAUGUAAUUUUUUGAAUACUAAAAGUGUUUUGAAUUAAGAACGAUUGAACUUUUUUCUGUAGCUUAAUCGCAAAAGAAGAAAUAAUGCAGCUUGAUUUCAUUUUAUAUUCCUCUUUAUAAAAAAAUAACUAUACGAAUCUUGUGAGUUUUCUCUAAAUUCGAUAUGUUUACACAAUUACUCAAUCAUUAUUUUACUCAUUGAUUCAUAAUUCAUUUCAUAUAUGAUGGGAUAUUGAUAAGGAAAUAUUUCGGUAACAUCUGCGGAUAUCAACAACUGAUCUAUUAUUAUAUCGUUAUAUAUCGUCUAUUGUACACAUAUUCUGUAAAAAGAGGAACUCAGUAUUUACGUUUUGCUAUGUAUUUUUUAUAAUAAAAUGUCAAUGAGUGCAUAAAUAAAA
Messenger RNA from Odontomachus brunneus, 2613 nucleotides. RefSeq names its product importin subunit alpha (gene Pen). Gene Ontology annotation, biological process: NLS-bearing protein import into nucleus. Bases 291 to 1847 code for a protein of 518 amino acids. The transcript has 8 exons. The record is from RefSeq and is a predicted model, not a curated record. Gene Ontology annotation, cellular component: cytoplasm; nucleus. Lineage: Eukaryota; Metazoa; Arthropoda; Insecta; Hymenoptera; Formicidae. Gene Ontology annotation, molecular function: protein binding; nuclear import signal receptor activity.